GAAAAACAAGAAAAAAAAAAAUAUUCUGAACCAAUGGACUGCAGACAUAGUACAGGGGAUGACCAGAUACUGCGGACAUAGUACAGGGGAUGACCAAGAGACUGCGGACAUAGUACAGGGGAUGACAAGAGACUGUGGACAUAGUACAGGGGAUGACCAGAGACUGCGGACCUUUGGGGAGGGAGGGGGAGCGGGUACCUGAAUUUGACAGGUACCCGCUCCCACUUCCACGGAGUUGCCUUCCCUCUUCUUCCCGGGCCGGCUUCUGUGACAGCCGGGUGCCCACUGCGCAUGUGCGAGAAGCGCUGCGCUUUGUGAAUGGCCCGGUGCCUUCUGGG
This is a messenger RNA of Staurois parvus, 338 nucleotides long. The record is from the annotation of a GenBank genome assembly. Lineage: Eukaryota; Metazoa; Chordata; Amphibia; Anura; Ranidae.